Molecule: messenger RNA, 936 nt
Organism: Pterocles gutturalis (yellow-throated sandgrouse)
Lineage: Eukaryota; Metazoa; Chordata; Aves; Pterocliformes; Pteroclidae
Gene: ODAD4
Product: tetratricopeptide repeat domain 25
Exons: 6
Cellular component (GO): cytoplasm
Molecular function (GO): protein binding
Source: RefSeq, a predicted model, not a curated record
GUCCGUCCUCGGUUAAGCUGGAGCUGAAGGAGGAUCUGUGCUUCGUAAGCAGGCAGGCAGAGAGCAAAAAAGCAAAUCAGAAACUCCAAACCCAGCUGACUAAGGAUCAAAAACGGACGAAGAAACAGCAGCCUGGGAGGAAUCCAAAAACAGAGCGAGAGCUGCUCGGAGAGCUCUAUGCUGACAAGGCUUACCUGGAAAAGCUGCUCCAGGAUGAAGAUUUGAUGGAGAGCAGCACAAAGGAGGGCAUCAAAGUGGCAGACCUGGUUUGGAGUGGCAUUUCCUACCUGGACGCACGCAGCGAGUUCUGGCAGCAGCAGAAGCCUAUUUACGCCCGUGUGAGAGAGCGCAAGCUCCGGCAGCAAAGGUGGAUCCGGGACAAGAAAAGAAAACCAGCCGAGGUGGGCAGAUACAUCGUGAAGAGCAUGGAGGACAUCGACAUGUUGCUGACGGGCGACUGUCCUGAAGAAAGCUGCAAGAAAGCUGAGCACGUGCUGAAAACCAUCCAGGGGUGGUCAGAGGAGGAAGUUCCCAACAAGAACGAACUGAUUGGAAACCUCCACAGCUGCAUCGGGAAUGCUCAGCUAGCGAUGGGCCAGCUGGAGGCAGCUCUGCAAAGCCACAGAAAGGAUCUGGAGCUCGCCAGGCAGAAUGACCUGCCAGAUGCCAUAUCCAGAGCCCUUGAUAACAUGGGCAGAGUUUAUGCCAGAACCGGCAAAUUCCAGGAAGCUAUCGACACGUGGGAGGAGAAGAUUCCCAUGGUCAAAUCCAGCCUGGAGAAGACCUGGCUGUUCCAUGAAAUCGGCCGCUGUUACCUCGAGCUGAAUAAAGCCAAAGUGGCCAAAGAUUACGGAGAGAAGUCCCUGCAGUCAGCAAAUGAAGGGGGAGAUGCUGAGUGGCAACUCCAUGCUACCGUCCUCGUGGCACAAGCACAAG